Molecule: messenger RNA, 1613 nt
Organism: Ruditapes philippinarum (Manila clam)
Lineage: Eukaryota; Metazoa; Mollusca; Bivalvia; Venerida; Veneridae
Exons: 2
Coding region: 199-1230 (343 amino acids)
Biological process (GO): adenylate cyclase-activating G protein-coupled receptor signaling pathway
Cellular component (GO): plasma membrane
Molecular function (GO): G protein-coupled receptor activity
Source: RefSeq, a predicted model, not a curated record
AGAGCAUAAAUAUCGCGCUUUACUGUAAUUUGAUUAUUAGUGAGCAAGCUUACAGGCAUUAGUUCAAGUUAUACCAACUUUGAGAAUUUCGAAGACACAUACAGCAAGACAAAAUCUGAUUAAUAUCGCUUCUAAUUAACUGCAACGCUUUACAAAAAAACAUAAAAGGAGCCAAACGUGUGUCAGAUUGGCAGAAAGAUGAUGAACAAUACGAACACGACUGUAUCUAACACGACAAAUCUAUCAGUUAAUACUGAAAUGAAAGAUGGAUAUGACUUACCAGUGACUGGACUUGCGUCUGGAUAUUUUUACAGUCUACACAGUCUCGCGCUUUCUUGCAUGUUCUGUAGCUUCGUUUGUGCGGUAAUUGUACUUACCUUUUCCUACAGAGCAAAGACAUGCAGGGAUUUCUUCAAGGGCUGGAGUAAAGGUGAACGGUUUAUUGUAUACAUGGCACUCUUUGACGGAAGUUUCAACGUAUUUCACAGUCUUGAUCACUUGCAUUAUGUCAUUGCCAUGGACCAUGUGAGACCAAAGGAAUUAUGCCAGUUUUAUGCCUUUGUUAAUGUUGUAUUCGUAAAUGGUCAAAACUUGAUGGUAAACAUUGUUGCGUUUAAUGCAUUCAUGUUGAUGUACUUUGACAAAAAUCUUGACUUUGGGAAAGCCGACUGGAAACUUCUUACAUGGAUAAUUGGGAUGCCUUUUGUUGGAGCUUCGAUAGCACAAUUUACAGGUACAUUGGGGCCAACUGGAUCCUUUUGCCUCUUCGACGGUGUUACAGGAUUCACCGCUAAUGUAUGCCUUACAACAGUUCCCUUACUGAUAAUUGUUCUGAUGAACAGCGUAAUGUACGGUCUCACGUGGAAACGUAUCAGAGAGAAGACGAAAGCCGUGAGACAUUUAAACAAGGUAACGAGACAUACAGUCAGUAGUUCAAGGCGUGCGGCGACAAGUAUGUCCAUGUUUGUUGUAGCGUUCUUCAUCCAAUGGACGCCGUUGGCCAUAAUGGGAGUGUGGCUGAUACUUGACACGGAAGUUCCGCUUGUCUUGUUCUACAUUGUUACGACAUUUUCAAAUCUCGGUGGCUGCUUGAAUUUUGUGGUAUUUCUCAUAAUAAGACAUAGGAAUAGACAACAAAGGUCUAAGAAUGAACGGGGACAUCAUGACUCGGAUGAACACAAAAACAUGCCCACCAGUUCCAGUAUCACAUUUGUGUCCACUCAGACUUAACAUUUUUAUACCGAUAUGAAUAUUUUGAUCUGUACAGAGAUAAACAGUUAUAAAUUUUCUAAAUUUUCCGCACAUAAAUGAAAUAAAUAUUAAGUCUGAGUCAAUUAUUGACUUCAUUUCUUAGUUGUAUUUAAUUAAUAAAUCAUAUAGUGAAGUCUAUUUUAAUCUUACCACAAUUUAGGUUUUAUGUCAUAAUUAGCAUCUUUUACUGCCAUGAAAUAUUUACUACCAAUCUAAUUUGUAAUAUUCUUUGGUCGAAAUGAAUCAACUCAACAAGAGGUAAAAUUAUCAAUUCUUUGCAAUCCAAAGCAGUUGAAUCAUGAAUAACACUGUCUUGUUUUUCAAUGUAUAUAUCAAGAACAUGAAAUAAAAUAUUGCGAUUU